ACAGAGCAGCUGCCAAACGGCUGCGCUGGACAGCGGGGUGGCCAAGCCGGGCCCUGCAGGCAGGGCAAGGGUGACAAUCCCUCCCCCGGCGGGACGGGCACGGCCGUGGGAGCCCCCUGGGCGCCAGCAUGGGUGGCGGGAGGGGAGCAGGUCCAUGAAGAUCCUCGGAGUUGGGGCUCAGGAGCAGAGCUGUCCCGGCUGAGGCGGAUCCAGGAGCGGGAUCGUGGCCGGGGGGAGCCCCCCCAGGGCCGGGCAGCGCCAGGGGCUCCCGCAGGACCUGGAUGCUGGAGGAUGAUGCCGUGUGGGGCCGGUGGCCGGGUGGUGCUGGCGCUGAUGACCCUGUCCCUCAGCUUCGCCGCCGAGGAGCUGCAGUGCGCCUGCGACGUGCCCCACUGCAGCCAGCCCAACUGCACAGGCAAGGUGUGCUUCGUCAGCAAGAGGAGGGAGGACGACACCAUCACCCAGCACCGGGGCUGCUUCUCCCAGAACAUUCUGGAACACUGCCACACGCCCAUCACGGAGCAGUACGGCAUGAGGUGCUGCAACUUCCAUAUGUGCAACGCCGAGCUGGAGAUCUUCCUGCAAGGAGAAGAUGCCCUGGUAAAGACACCAUCCCUACCCAACCUCCUCCUGAUGAUCUUCGUCCCACUGCUCUGCCUCCUCGUCCUCGCGGCGCUCACAGCGCUCUUCUGCUGGAAGGUGGCGCAGCACCGCCACAAGCACAGUGACUUUGGGGACACAGACCUCAUGCUGAAGGCAUCCAUGAUGGGAGACAGCACCUUAGAGGACCUGCUGAACGACGACUGCACCACGGGCAGCGGUUCUGGGCUGCCUUUCCUUGUCCAGAGGACGGUGGCUCGGCAGAUCACCCUCAUGGAGUGCGUGGGUAAAGGGCGCUACGGCGAGGUGUGGCGGGGCGUGUGGCAUGGCGAGAGCGUGGCCGUCAAGAUCUUCUCCUCCCGGGACGAGCAGUCGUGGUUCCGUGAGACAGAAAUCUACAACACCGUCCUGCUCCGGCACGACAACAUCCUGGGUUUCAUCGCCUCUGACAUGACAUCCAGGAACUCCAGCACGCAGCUCUGGCUCAUCACCCACUACCACGAGAACGGCUCCCUCUACGACUACCUGCAGAGGACAGCCCUGGACGUGGACACCUGCCUGGGCCUGGCCUCCUCCAUCAUCUGCGGCCUCGUCCACCUCCACGUGGAGAUUUUCGGCACGCAAGGCAAACCUGCCAUCGCCCACCGGGACCUGAAGAGCAGGAACAUCCUGGUGAAAAGCAACCGGCAGUGCUGCAUCGCAGACCUGGGGCUGGCCGUCAUGCACUCCCAGGGCAGCGAUUACCUGGACAUCGGCAACAACCCCCGGGUGGGCACCAAGCGCUACAUGGCCCCGGAGGUGCUGAGCGAGCAGAUCCGCACCGACUGCUUCGAGUCCUACAAGAAGACAGACAUCUGGGCCUACGGGCUGGUGCUCUGGGAGAUCACCCGGCGCACGGUGGUGAACGGGAUCGUGGAGGAGUACCGGCCGCCCUUCUUCGACGCCGUGCCCAGCGACCCCAGCUUCGAGGACAUGAAGAAGGUGGUGUGUGUGGACCAGCAGACCCCCGUGAUCCCCAACCGCCUCUUCUCCGACUCAGUUCUGUCGGCGCUGGCGAAGAUCAUGAAGGAGUGCUGGUACCAGAGCCCCUCGGCCCGUCUCACCGCCCUGCGCAUCAAAAAGACGCUGAAGAAGCUGAGCAAUUCCGUGGAGAAGCCAAAACUGGAGCAGUGAGCGCCGGGAACCGGACACCGGAGCCACUGACGGGUGGCACCGGGGACGGGAUGGCUCCGGUCACAGAGGGGACUUGCUCGCAGCUCCUGCCUCUCCUGCUCCUCCUUCGAGCUGGUUGAAUUUGCAAGCAAGAAAAAAAUAUAGGGAAAAAAAAAA
Motacilla alba alba is the source of this 1929-nucleotide messenger RNA. RefSeq names its product activin A receptor like type 1 (gene ACVRL1). Gene Ontology annotation, cellular component: plasma membrane; BMP receptor complex. Gene Ontology annotation, biological process: BMP signaling pathway; dorsal/ventral pattern formation; cellular response to growth factor stimulus. Lineage: Eukaryota; Metazoa; Chordata; Aves; Passeriformes; Motacillidae. The transcript is spliced from 10 exons. The record is from RefSeq and is a predicted model, not a curated record. The coding region runs from base 292 to 1773 and encodes 493 amino acids. Gene Ontology annotation, molecular function: transforming growth factor beta receptor activity, type I; ATP binding; SMAD binding.